CGUGUAAUGACGGGCUCGAGUUGAUGGACACAUUAACCGUUGUAGAUAUAACCCAUUUGGAGAAAGUUUUAGGCAUAGUAAAAUAAGGAAACAGGGAUUGGCUAUGUCAGUUAUGACUAUUUAACUUCCUAUUCAGCUGUCAGUGUGAAUUAUUUCUUCAACAUUCUUUCAGGAUGAAGUGUUUUUUAUUGGUGAUUGUGUUCGUCCUAUCUUUCGCCGGCGACGGAGAAAACAUGUAUCAGGAAUCUCCCCCGUCCACCCCCGAACACCCCUCCGAUGCGAGGCUGGUGUUGAAAUCGCUCAUGGAUAACAACCCCUGCAAGGACUUCAAUACUUUCUCGAGGAGACUCUACAAAGCUCGAGCGGUGGGCGAGUGCGUGAACGCCUUCAAGGCCAUGAAGCUCCUCAAGGACGAACUUCUGAUCCCCGAGUGCGACGACGUCGACACCAUCCAAUGCACCGAGUCGUACCUCAAUUGGUACUGCUCCGGGUACAUCACCCGAAAACAACCAACCACCAGGGGAACCGAAGGGGGCUUUUGCAGGAUUUGGUGGCAGGGGGGAUCGUCGACGCCGAAGAGAGAGAGGGUUUGGUUGACAUCCUGUUACGACCCAAAAGACUACAAGAGGAGCCAAAGCGAGUUCCAGAAGAGUCAAAGCAACUUCCAGAGGAGUCAAAGCGACUACCAGAGGAGUAAAAGCGACUACCAGAGGAGCCAAAGCCGUGGUUCUUCUGGGGAGAACGGUGGUCUGAGGUUAGGACCCGCAAUGCCCUCGCAACGUGCUCCUCCGCGGUUCAAGGGGCACUAUCUACCCUAGAAGGCGC
Molecule: messenger RNA, 825 nt
Organism: Bemisia tabaci
Lineage: Eukaryota; Metazoa; Arthropoda; Insecta; Hemiptera; Aleyrodidae
Source: RefSeq, a predicted model, not a curated record